AUGGGAAACUCUUGCACAGGAACUAGGAAAAGGGCUUCAAGCUCGAACAUUUUGACUCUAUCCAAUGCAGGCGAGCUAAACUCUUUGCUUGAUAGACUCGGCUCAGAACAAGUGAACUUGCUUCAGGAAAAAUUCAGACGAUAUCAAAUAUCAGGUGGCCUUGAUUUUGAAAACUUCCAGCAAAUGAUGCCUCAAAUAAACCAGCUUCCUCAAUCUGCCAUUAAAUCAGCCUUUUAUUUAUUUGACAUUCACGGGACUGGCAAAAUUUCAUGAAAAGAUUUUUGCGUUACAAUGUCGAAAUCUAUUUUAGGAAGAAGGCAAGAUAAAUGCGAGUUUGUUUUCAAAGUCUUUGACAUAGAAAAUGAAGGAGAAUUAAAAGGGAAACAUUUAGCCAGCUUUUCAAGGUACUGUGAAGACGCAAUUCGGCACUUUGGAGGAUCUCUGGAUAAUGAUGAAUUCAUUGAAAAGCAUAUUCAGCAAGGAAAGCCAUUACAAUUUAAUGAAUUCAAGGAUUGGGCAAUUGAAAAUCUGGAAUUGCAUAAGCUAUUACAGCCUUUUGAAAUCAUUCCUUCUGCAUUGAGCGAAAAAGAAAUAAUUAAAAAAAUUUUAUUGGAAUCACAAAAAGCUGGAUUAAGGGUAGGUGACAAAUGAAAUGUGAUUUCGUUGAAAUGGUUUGAGGCAUGGAAAAAAUAUGUGGAUUUUUAUUUUGGAGAUGAAAAAAUCGAUGAAAGUAACCCUCAGGCUGCAUUUGCGAAGUUUAGGUCAAAGUCUGUUAUGCAUGGAAUGAGACCUAUUGAAAUUACUAAUAGUGAAAUACAAAGUGAGGAUUCAGAGCUAGUUAUUGAUGAAAUGCAUCAAUUGGGAUCAGAUUAUGAAUUAAUACCAGAAAAGGCAUGAAAAGAACUGGUAAGUUGAUAUGGCGGAGGGCCUGAAUUUUCAAGAGAAGUCAUUCUUGAGAAUGGAGUUCCUGUUAUUGAAGUGGACUUACCUUUGCUGAAAAUUCAUGUACAAAAUAAGCACGGAUCUUUCUCGAAAGAUCCACUUUGCCUGACUCUUUCAAAGAAAAAGAAAAUCAAAGACGUUAUCAGUGCCAUCAUGAAGAUGAAGAAACUAGAAGGAGAGUUCAAGCUUUAUUUAAUCCUCCUUUAAGAGCGAGAAGCUAUUAAAAAAAGAAAAUUAAUAAAAUUUAUAUAUAUAAUUAAUUAUAUAUAAAUUUUUAAAUUAGAUUUUUCUUUAAAAAAAAAAUUACCAACGUGAGCAGAAAAAUCUUACUUGCUCUUAAAGGGUGAGCUAAUAAAAGAUAAAGCUGUACAACUUUUGGAUCCUUGCUCUACUCUUGAAGAGUCUAGCAUAGCGGGCUCUUGCGUUUGUAGGUUUGAAAGAGAAACAGAAGGUGAAAAGAAUAAUGGCUUUGAUAAUAUUAUUAUUGAUGAGUAUAAAGAAGGUGACCAUAUAGAAUUUAUGAAUGAAGAAAGCUGGAAUCCUGGAUAUAUCAAAGAAGUUACAGAAAGGGAAUACAUAAUUGGUGGAGCCUGGCUGAAACUUUCUAUUAAAAUUUUGAAAUCUGAAACACAUUUAUUAAGAAAACCUGCAAGAUUUCCUAUAACGAAUGAGGAGAUCUCAGGAGCAACUGGACUUUUAAACAUAGGAAAUACUUGCUAUCUUAGUGCAGUUUUGCAAUGUCUUGCUAACACCCCUUUGCUGAGUAAUUUUUUUGCAAGUGAAUCAUAUAUGGAAUUUAUUAACACCAAUAACCCAGAAGGAUCUCAUGGGAAGAUUGCAAAAGAGAUGGGGAUUUUACUAGCUUUCUUUUUUAUAAAAUCAUUAUUUAUUUUUGAUAUUUAAAUCUAUUAGCAUUGUUAUUGUAUUUUAAGAACUACAGUAAGGGAAAUGAAAAGUGAUAAAUAUGAAGCUUCAACUCCAAAAAAAAUUUUUAAUUCCCCUUCCAUAAUUUUGCGUGCUCAUGGAAGGGAUUAAAUUUUUUUUUAAAAAAUCUCUUUAUGCUUUAGGAUGCAAGUUGCUGAAAAUUGAAUAUAAUUAUAUAGAGAUUUCAUUUUAAUAAGCAUAUAUAAAUAACAAAUAUUCCUUAUAAAAAAAAUUUUGCUUGAAAAGAAGGGUAUUUUUGAUUUUUGACGAUUGGGGAAGAGCUAGAAGAAUUUGCAAAGGUAAAAACAGAAUUUCAAGGCAACGAUCAGCAGGACAGUCACGAAUGCUUGAGUAUGCUAUUGCAAUGCUUGCAUGAAGAUUUAAAUAGAAGGCCGAAAUCUUCAGUUGGUCAAAGUUCUAUGCAAAUUACAUUAGACGACCCUGACGUCCCAACUGAAAGAGCAAAGAGUAAAGAGCAAUGGGAAUCCUUGCAAGGGUCAUGGGGUAGCGUUAUUUUUGAUCUCUGCGGAGGACAGACAAGAAGGUGUUUGAUCUGUCCAAAUUGCGAAAGCAAAAGAGUGAUUUUCGAGCAUUUCAUGGACUUGAGCGUCCCAAUCCCAUUGAGCCAAGAUGAGUUUCAACUGGUAGUCAGUUUUAUUCCUAGAUCAGCAAAAGACUUUCAAAAAUUCAGAUUUAGAGUUUCUUCAACAGACACUUUAGAAACUUUGCUUGAAAGGUUUCAAUCAAGAGUUCGAGUUCCGUUAAAUAAUUUGCUAUUUGCUUGGGUUCAAGAAAGCAUCAUUGUUAAAAUUUUUAACCCAGUCACAGUGAAAGAGUGCCUAAAGAGAAGAUAUGAUCUUUUUGUAUAUGAAAUUCUAUCUAGUAUACAAGAGGUUGAAAAUGAUGGAAUUCCUACAUUAAAGCACAAACCAAGUAAAGAGUGAAGAAAUAAUUUGAAGAAAGGACAAAUGGUUGACUAUAUGGUGAGCGAUUUAGGAUGGAUUGAAGGAGAAAUUGUAAAGAUUUCUUCUGACUAUAUAAAAAUUGAAAUUGAAAAUGACUCACUCCCCUUAGCUAGCGAGCAAGCCAUUAGAAAAAGCCCUAUUUUGGGAAAAUUAAUCUAGUUAUUUUUGAUAUAGAAUUAAUUAAAUGCUAAUUCAAUUUUUUUUUAUAUAAGAUUUGAAAUAAAAUUUAAAAAAAUUAAUUUCCCUUGGAUAAAGAGAGAGAUUUUUGCUCUAUAACCAAGUUGCUAGUUAUUAAAAGCAAUUUCCUCACAUUCAAAUGAUAGAAACUUGGCUCCACACCGAAAACACACUACAAAUGAAGAUUCUAUAUUCUAUAUAUGCUUAUACCAUAUGAAAAAAUAUAGACACUCCAAAACUUUCUUUGGAGUCCCGCAGAUUCUUUCACUUGGGAAUUGGUACACUUGAAAAAAAUUAAAAAUUUUAAUAAUUUCCAAAUGGCAAACAAUUACAAAGCAAAGUGAUUUUGAAGAUUAUGUAUAUAUUUCUCUUCUUAAUACAAAAACUUAUGAUUGCGCAUUAUGUGGAGACGAAGAUUGCUAUGGAUGCCCAAUCCCAGACUCAAAUGAAAAAAUCACAUGAAUGAUGGAAAACUCAAGUAAAAUUGCAUUGUGCCUUAGAUGAAAGAAUCCGUAUUGGAACAGAGAAUAUGUUCCAUUUGAAGGAGAAGAUAUUGACUCAUAUACAAUUUAUCAAUGCUUACUCUCAACACCCCUUGAUCGAGAAAUUGGUAUAAAAAUUUCACAAUUUUGAAUGUUAACCCCAUCUUAAUAUUAUACGUUAAGAAUUUUUUAUAUAAUUAUACAGAUUUUACAGUUGGGAAAUAUCCCUUUUUGUGACCGUUUUCUCAUGAAAAGAGUGCUUCCGCAAUAAAUUUUAAUUUUUAUUUUAUUAAUGAAAUAUAGAGUAAAUCUUUAGCUGAACGUAUCAAAAUAAUGGCAAUCAUUGAUUAACUAAAUAAUAUUUUAAUCCUGAUAUUUAAUUCCUAAAAACUCUCUUAUUUAAAAUGUAUUUUCUUUUCUAUAUGAUAUUUUAGCACCAUCUUUGAUUGUUCUUUGGGAUCGUUCGAUCAACGAUAGAAUGCAGAGUUAGAAGAAUACACUAAGCUUGAAACACUUGAUAUUGAAUGCGGCCACUGCAAUUACCCAAAAUUUACAACCCAGAUGGAAAUUUGGAGAGUCCCUGAUAUCUUGAUCAUUCAUUUAAAGCGCUUCAGCUUUCUAAAUGGUCAGCUUGCAAAAAUUAACUAUAAAGUUACUUUUCCUCUGCAAGAUCUUGAUAUACUAAUUGACCAAGAAUAGCCCACUAAGGAGCCAUUCUUGGUCUGCCAGAAAAAAUUUUGACAAAAGAUCCUAAUCUGCCAUUACCACUGAGUUUUGGUGUUUCCAAAUUUUUUGGGCAAGCCAAAUGCAAUAAAAAAAUUGUUCUUUUGCGAUGAUGCAUUUGGCUUGUCAAAAAAUUUGGCAACACCAAAACUCAGUGGUAAUGGCAGAUUAGGAUCGUUUGUCAUUACCACUGAGUUUUGAUGUUGCCAAAUUUUUUGACAAGCCAAAUGCAUCAUCGCAAAAGAACAAUUUUUUUAUUGCAUUUGGCUUGCCCAAAAAAUUUGGAAACACCAAAACUCAGUGGUAAAUGGCAGAUUAGGAUCUUUUGUCAAAAUUUUUUCUGGCAGACUAAGAAUGGCUCCUUAGUGGGCUAUUCUUGGUCAAUUAGUAUAUCAGCUCUUGGAUGAUCAGCUCUGAAAAAACUUCAGGAAACACAGUGAGUACAACAAGGGAGAAUUGCCUAUAUGAUCUUUUUGCAGUUGUGAAUCAUUCAGGAAACCUUGGAAGUGGCCAUUAUACCAGUUACUGCCUCGCUAAUAACAAAACUUGACUCUUCUAUGAUGAUGACAAAGUAUAUGAAGUUACUGGAGACCUUGAAGAAGAAUUAAUAACACCAAGAGCUUACAUAUUAUUUUAUAGGAGAAGGAGAUUUGCAUCUAGCAAUGUCGUCAAUUUAUCAGCUUUAAUUUAA
Messenger RNA from Blepharisma stoltei, 4904 nucleotides. Lineage: Eukaryota; Ciliophora; Heterotrichea; Heterotrichida; Blepharismidae. The record is from the annotation of a GenBank genome assembly.